This is a messenger RNA of Ostertagia ostertagi, 588 nucleotides long. Lineage: Eukaryota; Metazoa; Nematoda; Chromadorea; Rhabditida; Trichostrongylidae. The record is from the annotation of a GenBank genome assembly.
GUCUCACCACCUUAUGAACAUAUUAUGAUCACGGUGAACGGCGACGUGCCCUGGUACCAGCCAGUGAGCUACAAACUUAUUUCACGGAGUGGUAACGAGGAACAAUUCAAGGAAAUGGUUAGAAACUGCCGUCUUGACGCUCUUGCUGAUCUGAACCAGGGCUCGCCUGGAGUGAGAAAGAAAUUGGUAGCGUUUCUGGACAGACUGAUUGAUUAUGGAGUCGCAGGCUUUCGAUUUGACGCUUCGAAGCACAUGUGGCCAGAGGAUUUGAGGGCAAUUCUGACCGCCACGAAAAACUUGAGAGCAGACAUAUUUGGUCCAAAUGAACGACCCUUUGUCGUUCAUGAAGUUACCGACAGAGGAACCUUCGAGAUCGUAACGAUAGAUCAAUACGUCACACUUGGCAGUUGGCUCGCCAACAUGGGCUCCGGUUACGGAUACGGCAAUUUCGAAGAUCACGAUGUAUUGAAUUUCAUCAAUAACCAUGAUAGCCAGAGAGAUGAUGACAGGUGGAGAGAAGCGAUUUCAGCGAUUCCAGCAGUUGACAAUGGCGAAGAGGCGUACACACAUUCAGCGUUCGAGUACAAU